Messenger RNA from Penicillium malachiteum, 354 nucleotides. RefSeq lists its product as uncharacterized. NCBI's taxonomy places the organism in Eukaryota, Fungi, Ascomycota, Eurotiomycetes, Eurotiales, Aspergillaceae. Gene Ontology annotation, biological process: transmembrane transport. The transcript is spliced from 2 exons. Gene Ontology annotation, molecular function: transmembrane transporter activity. The coding region runs from base 1 to 354 and encodes 117 amino acids. The record is from RefSeq and is a predicted model, not a curated record.
AUGUCCAGUCAAUCUAUUGGAUUUGCCAACUUUGCCCUCGUUGCGGGUGUGAUUAUUGGACUGGCCACGAAUGGACCCCUGUCGGACUGGGUUUCAAUGCGUGCGACCAAGAAAAAAGGCGGUAUUCGAGAGCCAGAAAUGCGUCUGCCAACGAUGAUCCCCUAUGUCAUUAUCGCGAUAUUGGGUAACUUCAUUGUUGUGACUGGAGGGUAUAUCAUUGUGAUUAUCGGUUAUACAUGUAUCGGAAUUCAGGUCGCUGCAUUGCCUGCCAUUACGAGUACCUAUGCCGUCGACAGCUACAAGCCUGUUGUCGGCUCCAGCUUCGUCGCAGUUACUGUCAACAAGAACCUCUGA